Molecule: messenger RNA, 2282 nt
Organism: Hibiscus syriacus
Lineage: Eukaryota; Viridiplantae; Streptophyta; Magnoliopsida; Malvales; Malvaceae
Product: heterogeneous nuclear ribonucleoprotein Q-like
Exons: 9
Coding region: 630-2030 (466 amino acids)
Cellular component (GO): nucleus
Molecular function (GO): mRNA binding
Source: RefSeq, a predicted model, not a curated record
UGCUCUGUCUAGACUCAAAAUUAGGGUUUCCUCUAACAAAAUCCCUCGGCAUUCUUUGCUAGAUUUCCCUCCAAUUCUUCAAAUUUUUUGCUUGCCUGACUGUUAAAGGAAAGCUGUUUUGCUCUUUUGCUGGAAGCCCUUAUUGUAUCCCUUCUAUUUCUUUUUGUUCUCCCUUUUAGUUCAAUUUCUCAUUCCUUGCUUUUUGCCUUUUUGUUUUCUGCCCUUUUCCCCCUUUUGGUGAAUACAUUUUCCCAGAUAUAUAUUAAAUUAGAACUGGCCAUUGUUUUUUGGGCACUUGCCUGCAUCUAUUAUCUAUUUUUCAAGAAUUUCACUUUGUUGAGCAUCUGAAGCCUCUUAAUUAUCAUUCAGAACUUUCUUUGCCUGUCUCAAUUACUACUUUUACUAUUUUGUAAUUCCCUUUUCUGGGAAUCAUUCAAGUUGCAACUCCUGUGAAGCCAUAUUAUCUUCAUGGCUAAGAUUCAAACGAAAUUCUUAUUCUGUGACUCCAUUUGGCCUCUCAUUCUUGUUUCCUCCUUUCCACAUUUGUACUCUUUUCUUUUUUUCAAUGCUUCUGGCUUCUGUGCUUCCCUCACAGUUGCCUUGCAAGCUUGGUUUAUUAGAUAAAUAAAAUGCCAAGGACAAGGGAAGAGAUUGAAGAGCAGGUGGACCUUGAUGGAGACAAUGACCCGGAGGAAACUAUAGAGGAAGAGGUUGAAUAUGAAGAAAUAGAGGAAGAAGAGGAAGUGGAAGUUGAGGAAGAGGUGGAAGAGGAGGUGGAAGAAGAGGACGAAGAUGCUGAUUUGCAAAAUGGCUCUGAUGCUAAUGAAGAUAUGAACGAUUUUGAGACACAGGAAGAAAGGAAAAAGAAACAUGCAGAGCUUCUUGCACUUCCUCCUCAUGGGUCAGAGGUUUACCUUGGUGGCAUUCCUCAUGAUGCUUCUGAUGAGAACUUGAGGCGAUUUUGUGAAUCUAUAGGAGAAGUUGUAGAGGUUAGGAUAAUGAAGGAGAAAGAUUCAGGGGAGGCCAAGGGUUAUGCUUUUGUGACCUUCAGAUCCAAAGAGUUGGCUUCCAAAGCUAUUGAAAACCUGAAUGGUUCUGAUUUCAAGGGGAAGAAGAUAAAAUGUUCAACAUCUCAGGCUAAGAAUAAGUUGUUUAUUGGUAAUGUUCCCAGAAACUGGGGGGAGGAAGAUAUGAAGAAGGUUGUAACAGAUGUUGGUCCUGGAGUCAAUUGUAUUGAGUUGUUGAAGGAUCCAAUGAAUCCUGGACGAAACCGUGGAUUUGUUUUUAUAGAGUACUAUAAUCAUGCAUGUGCUGAAUACUCGAGACAGAAAAUGUUGAAGCCAACAUUUAAGCUUGAUAAUAAUGCCCCAACUGUGAGUUGGGCAGACCCAAGAAAUGCAGAAUCUUUUGCCACUACUCAGGUUAAAGCUGUGUAUGUUAAGAAUUUACCAAAAGAUAUAACUCAGGAUCGCCUAAAGAAGCUAUUUGAACAUCAUGGAAAUAUCACGAAAGUUGUAGUUCCACCUGCAAAAGUUGGAAAGGAGAACAGCAGAUAUGGUUUUGUGCAUUUUACAGAGAGGUCAAGUGCUAUGAAAGCAUUGAAGAACACUGAAAAAUAUGAGAUUGAUGGUCAAGUAUUGGAGUGCUCUAUUGCAAAACCACAAGCAGAUCAGCAGUCUGGAGGAUCUGGCCCCCACAAGUCACCCUUAGAUUCAAGCUUCCCACCUCUUCUAGGAUAUGGUUUAGCUGGGGGAGCAUAUGGUGGUCUUGGAACAGGAUUUGGCCCGGCAGGCUUUGGACAGCCAUUGAUCUACGGUCAAGGUUUAACCCCUGCUGGAAUGGCAAUGAUGCCAAUGCUUCUACCUGAUGGAAGGAUUGGAUAUGUACUACAACAGCCUGGAAUGCAACCACACACCCAUCCACCGCAGCCCCAUAGCAGCCGCAGUGGUGCUAGUGGUAGUAGCACGAGUGGCGGAAGGCGUAGCAGCAAUGACAGUAGCCGAGGACGCCGUAGGUAUAAUCCAUAUUAGGUUAGUUUCAGUUUGCAUUCCAUGUUUCUGGUAACCCGAGGCUGGAAGAAGAAAACAAGGAAUCUGCUAGUCUUAUUUGAGGCUAAAGCAUUAAGGAGUGCCCAAUUAGCUUUUGUUAGCCACAACAUGGUGACAAAUUGUAGCUGUAAAACACUAACUGAUAUUUAUUUGAUGCCAAUUCUAGUGAUCAACGAUCAACAAAAACAGUCCAUUGAAUUUGGUUUAAAUGGUAUUUUUCCCUUCCCAACAUGG